AUGUCGAUGGAUCUCAUUUGGGAGUCGGCUAUGUUGUCCAAAGUCGUUUUCUCUACCUCGGCGUUACGCCCGAAAGUCACUUUUGCGAGUGCGGUGAGAGUUCGCCACUUUACUGCUGCUGUUGAUGAUGGAAAUAAGGUUAUCUUACCUCGCGACUCGAAUCAGGCUUUGGGGAUUGGGAAAUUCGCGGUGGAUUUCCUAGAUGGAAAGAUCGGUCGCGAUAUCGAUGAGCGUGUAUAUGAGAGAGCUCAGAUGUUCCACACUGAUUCGGUUAUGUGUGGUAUAUCGGCGUUGGCGAUGCACACGAAUGCGCCGACUAUACUGAGGCAGGAGGCACUGCAGGAGUAUCGAGAUAUGCGGGGUGCGAAAGUUUUUGGCAGUUCUGAAAGGGUGAAGGCUGAGAAGGCGAUUGUUGCUAACUCUAGUGCAGUGAGGGAGUGGGACUCUAACGGUACUGUGUUUGGUUAUAACGCCAGUAAUAGGAAGCAUCAGGCGGGAGAAUUUGGGCAUAAUGAUUUCUAUCCGGUGGUAAUCGCCGCUGCGCAGAAAACUGGAGAGGUUGAUGGGAAGAAAGCGUUGAAGGCUAUGAUACUAGUUCCCAAAACUAACGAGGAAGCGUGGACCAGCUGGAUGCUAUCCCCACACGACUACGGUCAUCAGGCGUUGAAUGAUAGGCAGACCAGAGAUCUGAUGGAGAAAAUAAGUUUUUCUCAUGGAGGGUCUGAAUACGACCAGAAAUAUCCGGACGGAAUUCCGACGUCUGUGGAGAUCACUGAUGAUGAUGGUAAGAAGUACUGUAGCGGUAUGGUUAUGUACCCGUCGGGACAUGCGAGGAACAACACCGCGGACUUGAAUGCAAUUCUCGAGUUCAAACACAAAAUGUUAGCUGAGCUUGAGGAGCUUUCAAAGCUAGAUUAUAGAGGAAUGUUUGUUGUUCAUUACAUCCCGUGGAGAGGUAUAAGAGCUGGCAAGCAGUUAUCCGACUCGAAGGGAGCCUCAGCGGCUAUAAGUACGGAGGCUGCUGUGUUGUGCAUGCAACGUGCGAUGAGCGGGUUCAUGGGGCCUAGGGACGUUUUUCGCAACCCGGAAGCGAUUUUCCGCUACUUUGAGCCUCAAGAAGAUGGACAAUGUCCGUUCGACAUUGAGCUGAGUCAUAGUGGAAGUGACUUUGCAGUGAUGGGAAUGCACUUCAAACUUGGUUUGUAUGAGCACCAGAGUGCAGGCGCUCUACAGGGGAUGAUUGACAUUCUGAUGUAA
Molecule: messenger RNA, 1257 nt
Organism: Perkinsus marinus ATCC 50983
Lineage: Eukaryota; Perkinsozoa; Perkinsida; Perkinsidae
Exons: 16
Coding region: 1-1257 (418 amino acids)
Molecular function (GO): lyase activity
Source: RefSeq, a predicted model, not a curated record